Pistacia vera is the source of this 923-nucleotide messenger RNA. RefSeq names its product calcium-binding protein CML37. Gene Ontology annotation, molecular function: calcium ion binding. The record is from RefSeq and is a predicted model, not a curated record. Lineage: Eukaryota; Viridiplantae; Streptophyta; Magnoliopsida; Sapindales; Anacardiaceae. The transcript is spliced from 2 exons. The coding region runs from base 182 to 778 and encodes 198 amino acids.
UCUUCUCUCUUUAAUUAUCCUAUUUUUAUAACUUUUCUUCUUUCCUCGUCCGACUCAAACUCUGUCUUUUCCUCUCAACACCUCAAACUAAUGAACUAUAUAUAUAUAGGUCUCGCUUGGGAACAUAACCUUAGUUCAUUCAUAUUUCAAGCAAUUUCCACUUCUAGCUAUCAUCGUAUUCAUGAAAUCUCAGACAUAUUUUUCUCCUAAUGCUUCAAUGGAUUCUUCAAUUGAUAAGAAGAGUACUCCCAGUUCAUCGCCCAAACAAUCAACUUUCGCAAGAUUACGUAGAAAACUCUCUCCAAGAAAGCCCGACUCGCGUUCUAUUUCAGUAGAAAGCAGUGCCUGUAGCACAAGCAGUGGCGAGAUACAAACGGUGUUCAACUACUUCGAUGAGAAUGGAGACGGAAGAAUAUCAGCAGCUGAGUUACAAAGCUGUUUGAGAACUGUGGGAGGGGAGCUGUCCGCGGCUGAAGCUGAAGCUGCCGUACAGUCUUCCGAUUUAGACGGAGAUGGGCAUUUGGACUUUUACGAGUUCCAGAAGCUGAUGGAGAACGGAAAUGCUAACGAGGAGCAGAAAAAUAGUGAGCUAAGAGAGGCUUUUGGGAUGUACGUUACGGAAGGGUCGAGUUACAUCACCCCAGCCAGUCUCGAGAGGAUGCUCAGCCGUCUGGGUGAGUCCUCCUCCAUCGACGAUUGUAAGGCUAUGAUCCGCGUCUUUGAUCUUAAUGGCGAUGGGGUCCUCAGCUUUGACGAAUUCGCUGUGAUGAUGCACUAAACAGUUUUUUCUUGGUCUGAGUAGUUUGUAGUCGACAAUCGAUUGCAUGUAUUCUUUCAUUGUUUCCACUGUACAUUGUUAAGUAAUCCCUUGGUUGAUUAUUUGUUCUACUUUUAAAUAAUUGAAUUGAAUUGAUUUCUUGCUC